This is a messenger RNA of Pocillopora meandrina, 5077 nucleotides long. The record is from the annotation of a GenBank genome assembly. Lineage: Eukaryota; Metazoa; Cnidaria; Anthozoa; Scleractinia; Pocilloporidae.
AUACCGCUGAGUAGUAUGAAACGAAAGAACCACGCGAGUGUCCUCGAGUGUGAAGCAAGUUAGCGCUCGACUGAGCACUAUAUAAGUAAAUACCACUGUGAUACUUUGCGAUAUUUCCUGUAUUCCGACGAGAAAUGGAGCAAGGGCAGAGUGAAGAAUCGCUAAUAGAAUCCGGCGAGAGAUCGGAUGUCGGGCGAUGGAGGAAUACGCCAGCCGGUGAGUCGGAGGCUAUUGCUGUUGUCAAAAGACACUUUUGCAACGCAGACAAUAUUCGAGUUUACAUAUGUUUUAGUGCAGUGGAAGUAGUUCCAAGAUUCUUCACCUAAAAUUCUAUUGUUCCGUUUAGCUAUCGAAAUAUUUCCAAAUUAAUCUACGCAAAGGUAUCCCAUUUUGUUACAGCUUUCUUUUUUAAACGUCCUAUCCGCAGGAAGGCAAGCUACCGCGAAGUGUUGUAAAAUUUCGCCCCUACAUCUUGUUUGUAUCAGUCAUUUGUUUUCCGCUUGGGUAAGUGAACAGCUUCACGUCAAUUUAUCUUAGUUCUUCAUUAAUUACACUCAAUUUCCCUGCGGUUUGAUCGCUGAAUCAUUCCUGAUUCCUCCUUUUUAUAUUUCCAGGUAUAUAUCGCUCUAUAGUGUAAGUUAGUUUUCAUAUUCAUAACUGGAGAAAAGCAAAUAUGUGAAGUUAAUUAAAGGAAAGCAAUUAUAUCGAAAAUAGCUAUAUCGUCAGAUCUGACGCUUAUUUUUGACAUUUACGCCACCAGGGUGCAUGGUAUUGUCAUAUAAAGAUAUAAAUCUCGUUAUAUGUCUCCUACUUCUGGAACGUGUCAACAAACUUGUAAGCAACUUAUGUACUAGUUAGGAGAAAGCAGAUGAGCUUUUAUUUUAAGAAAAAAUUCCCCAACUCUACUUGACGUGCUAUAAUUGUUUAAUCACGUUAAUCACUUGGAUAAAAUUUGUUUUUUGCAGGGAGAUCGCAUGUGGCAUUUUGCUAUUGGACUGUAUCUAGUUGAACUCACUCCAGGAUCAUUGCGCUUAACAGCAAUCUAUCAACUGAUCAGUACCUUGUCAAUUAUCAUAUUUGGACCUUUAGUUGGAGAUUGGGUGGAUAGAACUCCUCGACUGAAAGGUAUGUUAAGUUUAAAUGCAGCCAUAUGAUACUGGCUUAAGUUACCAAUCCUUCAGCAAGCAACCUGAGCUGAUAGACAGACAGAUCAUUUGGCAGGUUGGUUGGUCAUCAGUUCCUCAGUUAGUCAAUCUUUCACAAGGUUUGUCAGUCAGUCAGUCACUGAGUCUGUCAAUUAAUCAGUUAGUCAGUCACUGAGUCCGUCAUUACAUCACAGUCAGUCAGUCAGUCAGACAUUUAAUCACCCAAUCAGCCAGCUAGUCAAUCAAUAAAUCAGUCCGUCAAUCAGUCAGUGAGUCAGUCACUGAGUCAAACAUUUCUUCAUAGAGCCAGUCAGUCAAUCAGUCUGUCAAUCCAUCAAUCAGUUGGUGAGUUUCACUCUGAGUUUGGUGGUCAACCUUUCAUGAAGGCAAUCCAUCAGUCAGUCAGUGUGCCUGUCUGCCAGUCAGUCAGUUUGUCAGUUAGUGAGUGAAUAAUGCAGUUGAUAACUGAGCAGAUCAGUCUCUCUGUGAAUUUAAUUACUUGCUUGUCAGUAAACCUUUAAAAAUGGAAAAACAGGAACAAAAGACUAAAAUAUAGUUUUACUGAAGAAUAUAUUACAUAAGAAAAAAAAAUAUCCACCUAGUAACUGCUCAUCAAAACAUAGCUUAUUAAAAUAUUUUGAGCGUUACAUUCACUUUUUGUUUCAGUGGCACAAAUUUCAUUGAUAAUUCAAAAUGUUGCGGUGAUAAUCUGUGGAGUUUUGCUGUUGAUUAUGUUAAGAUUUGUGGAGCAAAUCCAACAUCCAUACACCAUGUUGCUGGAAGCCAUAAUUAUCAUCAUUGGCUCUGUAGCUGACUUGUCUAGUGUUGGCACAAAAAUUGCUGUAGAGAAGGACUGGGUGGUAGUGAUUGCAGGCUCAGAUAAAUCACUACUGGCAAGUAAGUAUGCUGGAAGUUGACAAUUAAAUAUUUGAAUUUCCAUGGUUACCAUUUGCUGUAUUUGAGCUGAAAAAGACAUAUCUGUCAAUUUUUUGUCUCAAAGAGAUCUUGGAUUGAGCCCCAAGGGGUUGCUGUAUUGUGUUCCAUGGCAAUAUUCUUUGCUCUCAUGGUGCCUCUCUUCACCCUUGUAGUAUAAUGAAUGGGUUCCAGCAAACUGUCCAGAAAUACUAACAAAAUACUAUGGGAUAGCUUGAGAUGGACUUGCAUUACAUUCAGGGGGAGUAGUCUAAGUCACUUCAUGCCACAAAAACUGAAGAUAAGUACCAGUAGCUUGAGCCACUUGACCUCUUCGCUCCUUCUGUUCCUUUAUUUGUUUAUUCCCCCAUUCCAUAAUGGAGUGGCCCAUCCCUAUAUGCAUUGACAGAGACAUCUGCAAUUUGGUGUGGGACCUUGUCUAUGUGUUUUGACAAAACCAGUGAUAAUGGCUUGAUAAACCUUGAUUCACCCAGAAAAAAAAAAUGAGAAAAAAAUUCUUUGAAUGUCAUUUCAUGACAAACAUCACUGAAAAAAAUUCUAGCAAUAUAUCACACAGAGAACUAUGAGCAAAAUUAAUGACAGUCUUUGGUUUUGUUCUCUUUUUAUUUUUGCAUUCCAAAGCAUAUAGACUGGCUGAUCUAACUACGGUUUAACAUAUGUUUUUAGGUACAAAUGCAUUGAUGAGAAGAAUUGAUCUUUGUUGCAAGAUCCUUGCUCCGAUCGUAGUUGGUCAGGUGAUGACUUACAUCUCUAAAAUGGCAGGUGUGUUGUUUUUAGCGGGUUGGAAUGUUGUAUCGGUUUUUGGAGAGUACUAUCUUCUCUGGAAAGUUUUCAAAGCCGUGGCUGCCCUGUCUCACAAGGUCAUAGACACAACAAGACACAACUCUAACACUGAAGACAACUCUUCCGUGGAUAUGCCUGCUGAUGAACCUCACGGAUCUAAUGAGCGCUUGGAAAGGAUGGAGAACGAAGACCAAGAAAGGGGCCAGAAUGGCGCUGAGGUUUUGGUCCCAGCUGUUUUUGUCAGACCCGUUCAAAGACCACCCUAUGUCUAUGCACGAUUUAAGAAAAGGAUCCUGACCUUUAAAAUGGGAUGGCACAUUUAUUUUAGACAGAGUGUAGCCCGACCUGGGCUUGCCCUGGCUUCGUUGUAUUUCACUGUGAUUUCGUUUGGCGCCAUAACAACUGGUUACGCUUACACGCAGUGUUUGUCUGAGUCAGUUCUGAGUCUGAUACGAGGCGUUGGUUCGUUGUUUGGUGUCUUUGCUACAUUUGUUUUUCCCCGAUUGAGAAAUGCUGUUGGUGUUGUUCGCUGCGGGCUAUUCUCCAUGUCUCUUCAGUUUUCUUGCCUUCUUUUGUGUGUCGCUGCUGUCUUUGCUCCUGGUUCGCCGUUCUUCUUGUUACCAAGAAAUUCAGGGCAACCUUUGCUGCCCCAGUGUAAGGCACCUCAGCAGACAACUCCCACACCAACUCUCUCUCCCAGUUGCAUGAAUGAAGGGCCCAGGAAUUCCUCUCUAAACGUUCAUCCUUCAAAUUUGCAGUUUAUGAGAAGAAAUGUAGACUAUAGUAAUACUGCAGUAACGACGGCAAGAAUGUCCUUAGCAAGCGUAACAGUGCCGUCCGUUGUUAAUCGGGUGAAUAGAUCAAAAACACAAGCCAUACCAUCCACAACAGCCAUUUUGCCAUCCAAGACCACACCCAGUGUGGUGCCUUCCAAUUCAGUCGUCUCUCCUACUUCUUCUCCUUCAAACCGCAACUGUAGUUUGAAGACAACAGCCUCUAUGCCGCAGGCCGUAAGCAACAGUUUUUCAUAUGUCUCCAUCAGCUUGCUACUUGCAGGGAUCGUCUCAUCCCGCCUUGGGUUAUGGUUGUCUGAUCUAACCAUCACCCAACUCACCCAAGAGGCAGUACCAGAACAAGAGAGAGGAAUUGUGGGCGGGAUGCAAAACUCUUUCAACUCAAUUUUAAGCCUUCUCAUGUUCUGCUUAGUUAUAGCUCUUCCCAAGCCUGAGACUUUCGGUUUGUUGGCACUGAUGUCUGUGGGCGCAGUUGGAACAGGCGGCUUACUGUACGCUUCUUUCGCGUACAAGAUUCGUGGUCAUUUGUUUCAUUUUGAGAAAGCCCGUAAAUUCUGCGGCGGGGCCGAUGCUCGUAGGGAGCCGGUACCGAUGCUGAUCUCAAAUGAUGACCUCGAUCUUGAGGAUGAUGAAGAGGAGGCCAUGAUCAGAGGAGUGUUAAGCACUAGGAACGAAAACUUUAAGUAUUAGAGUAUUUACUUACGCGAGGAAGUAAGUUAUUCUAAAUGGGCAGCAUUCUUUCCCGCCGGAUUACAAAUUCAUUCGCUGGAUUACAAAUUCUUCAGUUUAUAGUCAACGUUAGUGCUUCUUAAAUACCCUAAAAUGCACCUUUUUUGAUCGCAAUUCACCGAUAUGCUUGAUUGUUAUCAGAGAGUUUACCAGCAAGACGAGAGGACACUAGUCUACCGACCGCUGGUCGAUAGACUUAUGCGCCGACGUUUCGAGAGACGGACGGAUAUCUUUUAACCUUGUAGAAAUAUAAUUUGCUUAGACGUUAAUUUAAGCACACAGUUAAAAACGCCUCAGUUUUACUCAACACCUGUUUUAUAGUUUAGCAGUCAGUUUAUCAGUAGUAAUUUUUAGGUUCGCAUGGAUAGAACCCUGGAAUGGACUAAAGAAUGUUUUUCGUUAUAAGCGAGGCUGUCCAUCACCACAGCACAGGAGUUUGUUUCUAUUCGUAGGUGGGUCGUGUGGGACAGACUUACCUAUUGAGUAAAAUAUAUUUGCAGAAAAGCUUCUCAUGAAAUUUCUUAGUUAUGAUAUUUAAAAACAACAGUAACUAUGGACUGUUAAUUUAGGGACAGUCGGAAUGGAAAUUUAGAGUACAAAGCACUAAACUAGUAGGAACUUUAUUUAUUGAUCUAAGAAUUUGCACGAAACUACUUUUUUGUAGCAACUACCAGUUACCAACAUAUUGAAUAA